Molecule: messenger RNA, 402 nt
Organism: Lindgomyces ingoldianus
Lineage: Eukaryota; Fungi; Ascomycota; Dothideomycetes; Pleosporales; Lindgomycetaceae
Exons: 5
Coding region: 1-402 (133 amino acids)
Source: RefSeq, a predicted model, not a curated record
AUGAACAAGUGCUCACAAAAACCUUUGCAGAGGCAGCGGGCGCAGCUCUCCAAUAAUUUAAUAUCUUUAGAGCCAAAACCGUCAGAAUCCGUGAAAAAGCGUCCCCGGCUCGGGAUUCCGGCCAAAUCGCGUGGGCGAAUAUGCGUAUUGCCUGGAGAUGUUAUUAAGUCUAACCUCUCUAUUGGGUAUCCUUGGGAGUUGGACCUUAAGAGGAGAGGCCUGGGCAUACUCAAUUCCGGCAAGAAUAGUCUGUAUUCUCUAGUCUCCAUAUUUCUGCUUUUGGUACCGAUAGACGUCAUGGCACAUUGUUUUCGACUGAGACCAGUGCCCCUGGGUGCUUUCGGUACUUUCAAACAAGACUUAAGCAAUCUAGAUGCUUUCAUGGAGCGGACCCAGGCUUGA